AUGGCACCCCCAACGUUUUCACCCCGGGGCCAUCUUUUACCCGAAAUUUGGUUGGGCGUCUUUAACCAACUUCCCCGUCAAAACAUUCGUGAUGUGACUUUGACCUGUCACUCCUUUCGUCAUUUGGCCCAGCCCUUGCUUUUCCGGUCCUUGUCAUUCUGUCCCUUCCUUGUGGACGGUCAAAACAACCGUGUUCUGCCAAAGAGAGAAAUUCUUGAGAGGACAAUGGCUAAAUUACAAUUUUGCUCGUCUGAUCGUAUCUCACAUGCGAUUCACACUUGUAAAGUUUUCUCUCGCCCUACUGUAGGCAUCAGUGUCGACAGCACAGAUGACUACAAUUUCAUCCUCGACUCUCUCCUGUGUGUUCUCCCUCGAUUUGUCAAUCUCAAGGCGCUGUCCUUCCUUUUCUUGGAUUUGAACCACACCCAACUCAAACUGCUGUGUCGGCUACAGAGACUUCAUAGUCUAUUUCUCGGAGACUGUCAUACCACUGCAGUAGAACCGCCACAUUCACCCUUGAAAGUUGCGAAGGUCGAAGUAAUGUCUGAUAACUCCAGAGCAUUCGUGCGAUAUCAAUGGGGCGUUUCGAUUCUUCAUCCUCACCACCUCGAAUCUCUCUCCUUCAACGAAUUUCACGCUGCAGAGCAUUUUUUACGCGAUGUAGUUUCUAGAAAUUCUAGACUAUCAUUACAAAGUCUCUCCAUCCCGCUAUCUCUGGAGCUACUGCACGCCCUUCUUUCAGUGUUGCCACACUGUCCAAUGCUGCAAGAACUGAGGUUAAUUCGGUCUGGAGAGAAGUCGAAUUUUGAUAUCACUAAUUCAAGUUUACCUGCACCAUCACCAAAGUUUGCAAAAUCUCUUUCGACAUUUCAUGGCCCAUAUCAAGUGAUCCCAUUACUCGUUCGGGGCAACAGGUUGCGUCAUUUAUCUUUGUGGAACGCACGACCAACUACGGAGGUAUCAUUUAUAGAGCCAGCGGAGUUGCGUGCUGUACUUCACCGAUCCCGCGACAUUGUCAAACAUGUGGAGACAUUGGAAGUUGAUGUUACAUACAUCAACGAAAUCGUUAUGGACGUCGUCUGCUCGCUAUUCCCAAAUAUCAAGUCCCUUUUUGUGUAUACCAACCAUGCUCUUCACAGCAACUCAACGUCUGGCUCGUACAACUUGGAGACUUUAAUGAUGGCUUUGAUCGAUAUGAAGAUGCCGCCAGCCCUGCAGAAACUACGUGUAAAAUCACGAGCACGAGGUCCACGCUCGAAUGAAGAAAGCACAUAUGCAGCUCUCAAACAGCGCUUAAUUGAUAAAUAUCCCAACCUGUGCUUCCGAUAUCUAGAUGAUUAUGAGUUUAUCAUCACCCGAGGCUGCGAAUAUGGAUCACAUUGA
Molecule: messenger RNA, 1383 nt
Organism: Serpula lacrymans var. lacrymans S7.9
Lineage: Eukaryota; Fungi; Basidiomycota; Agaricomycetes; Boletales; Serpulaceae
Exons: 2
Coding region: 1-1383 (460 amino acids)
Source: RefSeq, a predicted model, not a curated record